Molecule: messenger RNA, 1053 nt
Organism: Oppiella nova
Lineage: Eukaryota; Metazoa; Arthropoda; Arachnida; Sarcoptiformes; Oppiidae
Source: the annotation of a GenBank genome assembly
AUGUUCGCAACGAAAACGGAGGUGAAGGUCGGAGUCCACGUCCUGAAAGAGUUACUAGAGUUUCGCACACUGAGAGCAGGGACAGCAUAUGCUGGUGACGACCGGACGCGGCAGUCGUUACACGUCGGAUCUCUGCUCAUGAGUAUGACGUUCAAGAACUCCGAGGACAAGACGUUUCUGCAUCUGCUGGGCCUCAUGGAGGAGGGCUUCAAGCUGUUCACCCUCGCGAUGCCCGUCAACUUCUUCCCGUUCCUGCGGUUCGUUCCCGGCGUGAACUACGCCUACCAGAAGAUCAUACAGAACCGCACGGAGACCUCCUCCUACUUCAAGAAGAUCGUGGACGAGCACCGGCGCACACUGGACAGGGAGGAGAUCCGCGACUUCGUCGACGCCUAUCUUGUGCAACAGGAAAAGUACAAAACCUCUGGACAGCACUCGUACUUCUCGGAGGAGCAGCUGAUCCAAGUGAUGAACGACAUAUUCAGCGCCGGCCUCGAGAACGUCACGUCCACCAUCGAGUGGGCCGUACUGUUCCUGAUGCUCAACCCGCGCGUCCAGAAGCGCAUCCAAUCGGAGAUCGACGAAGUGGUGGGCAGUAAACGACUGCCGCAGUUGGAGGACAUGAGUCGCAUGCCGUACACGGAGGCCACCUUCUGGGAAGUGCUGCGACGAUCCAAUGUCAUCGCACUGGGAAACACGCACAACACUCUUGAAAUACCCGCCGGAACUCAUAUAUUGCCAAAUUUAUAUGCAAUUAAUAUGGACCCAAACCUGUGGAUAGAGCCGGAAAAGUUUGAGCCCCAGAGGUUCCUCAGGAAUGGGAAGGUCUAUAAACCGGACCAUUUUAUACCAUUUUCUGUCGGUCGACGAAUGUGUUUGGGAGACGUGUUGACCAAAAUGGAAGUCUUUCUAUUUUUAUCAAGCUUAUUACAAGAGUUUGACUUAUGUGUGCCCGAUCACGCCGACCCUCCCAAGGCCCUGGGCAUAGUGGCCGCCUCCAUGGCACCCAAACCAUACCAGGUGUGCGCCGUUCCCCGCAAUCGUUGCCAAUGA